This is a messenger RNA of Hymenoscyphus albidus, 1415 nucleotides long. The record is from the annotation of a GenBank genome assembly. NCBI's taxonomy places the organism in Eukaryota, Fungi, Ascomycota, Leotiomycetes, Helotiales, Helotiaceae.
AUGGCAACCUUAAUUUCAACUAAAGACCACGCUGCGCGCAAAAGAAUGAUGGCGCCUAUGUACUCAAAAUCGAACAUCCAAAACUCUCAUUCUGUAGCUUCGAUACUGGAUAAGGUAGUUUUGAACACCCUCGGGAAUGAAGUUGAGCACUGGGCCAAAACAGAAACAACAAUCGAUGUGCACUCCAAAUUCAGGGCUUGCGCUACUGAUAUAACUUCCGCCUGGGUUUAUGGAAUCGAUCGAGGUACUGAUUGGCUCCACGAUGAAUCUGAUGCAAAGUUCUUCAUCGAAAAUUUCAACCAGAGUGGUGCGGGGUUCUUCUGGCGAAGCGAAUUUUAUGGACUGGUAAAGGUCCUUGCGAAAAUCGGCCUUCGACUGGUUCCAAAAUUAUCAGACGGAUCGCAUCGAAAAUUGCAAGAGUGGUCCCAGAAGAAAUGCAACAUGCUCGAAGUUAGCAUGAAAGAAAAGGAAAGUGAUGAUUCCAAAGCUCGAACAAACAAAAGAAGUACCGGGACUCAUCUAUAUGGCGAACUGCGUUCGGCUUUGAAAGAGACGACCCAGGAAAAUACUAUACUUCGGGACGAGACGUUUGACCAUAUACUAGCAAAUCAGGCGGGAACGGAAAUUGCGCUGACAUACACCGCAUACUCCCUAUCCCUCCAUCCUCAAUGGCAAGACCGACUUCGAAAGGAAUUUAUGGAGAACCCGGUAGACCUUGAUGAAGACUUCCUGUAAGGGUGCGAUAGCGACAAGGUCAACUGUAUACGUAAGAUCUAAAUUGUCUACAAAGAGUGGAAGUGAUCGUAAGAUCUGAGGCUAUUUACAGUUCCAAGGGCACGGGCCACAUCGCUUCCUCCACGUCUGUACCCUCACACUUCCUCUCACCAAGAGCACUUGAUAAACUACCAAUUAUCGAUGCCAUCCUUACAGAGACAUUACGUUUAUACGCUCCAGAACCAGGACCUUGGCCACGUAGCCAUCCAAGCGCUACCACAACCCUCGGUAAAUAUACCGGCAUUCCACCAGGAACCAUCAUCAGUGCCUCGGCUUUCUCGCUUCAUCGAAACAAGGAGGUAUUUCCGGAUCCAGAAGAGUGGCGCCCAGAGCGAUGGUUGGAGGCUACACCCGAAAAACGCGCCGAAAUGUGGAAGUGGUUUUGGGCAUUUGGUAGCGGGACCAGACCGCAAUUCCGAUUCUGUAAUUUCUUAAUGUCAACCCUUUUUGUUGAAAGAUGCACCAUCGGUUACGACAAUCUUGCUUUGGAAGCUGGUAGAUAUACUCGCUCGAGGAAAGCAAUAUAUAUUCUCAGCGGAACAAGGGUAUUCUCUGGAAAUUAUGUUUAUGUAGGAUGGGGCAUGAAUUUUCGAAAGGUUGAUGCUCUGUAUGGAGCUCUAUCCCAAAUUAACUAUAUCUGA